GAGCUGAACGGUUUGGCAAACUUUUCUUCAUAUCUACUGGCUGGUCUGAGCUGGGCUCUCGUGUUUCUGAGGAAGAGGAGGAGGAGGAGGGCGGGCUCUGCUGGAGCAGGAAUGCGCCCUGGGGUCUCCCUCACUCCGGCAGCUCUGUGUGAGAUGGACCGCUGGUUCUGUGUGUGUGUUCUGCUGCUCGGGCUGCAGCUCGGAUCUUCUCGCGCUUACGACGGAUCAGGAUACUGGCCCUAUACUGACGAUGAGGACAUACGAUACACAGGUGUACCGUGGUGUGCUCCGGUUAAGGUAAAGCACGGGCAAGCGAGGUGCCAGACACCACACAGGGAGCGCUAUGAGAACGUCCUGGGAACCCGAUGCAAGAUCCAGUGCAAGAGAGGCUACGAGCUGCAGGGCAGCAGUGAGAUUCUGUGUAUGGCCACUAAACUGUGGUCGGGAAAAUUUACCUGCAGAGAGAUCCGCUGUCCCAAACUGCCGAUGCCAUCAAACGGUGGAUAUAAGUGUACAGACGGCUCUUACUACAACUCCCGCUGCCAGUUCUUCUGCUCACCGGGUUACACUCUGCGUGGAGAUCGCAGUGCCACUUGUCAAUACAGCAAGACUUGGAGCGGCGGGCGGAGUACAUGUCUUGACGUAGAUCCUCCAACUAUUAAGUGUCCAAGUGUGAAGGAGAAAACUGCAGAACCUGGAAAACUAACAGCAAAAGUGACCUGGGAUACACCAGAGGGCAAAGAUACAGCGGAUGGCAUACUCACCGAUGUGGAUCUAAAGGGGAAGCCUCCAGGCACACACUUUCCAGAAGGAAACCAUAAACAGUCUUACACUGUUUAUGACCGGGCCGGAAAUAAAGCUUCCUGUAGAUUCAACGUCAGAGUGAUAGUACGCCGCUGCACCCCACUCUCAGUCCCUGAAAACGGCUGGAUGAAGUGUGACGCUGCUGGUGAUAACUAUGGUGCUACGUGUCAGUUCCGCUGUCUGGGAGGUCACGAGCUGAGGGGCAGUGCUGCUCGAGUUUGCCAGUUUAAUAUGGAAUGGUCUGGUAUUGAGACGAGCUGUGCACCUCUGAAUAUUAAUGUGGGAGUAAGAUCUGCAGCUGCAUUACUGGAUCAGUUUUAUGAGAAACGGCGCCUCCUGAUAAUCUCCGCCCCCACAGCCGCCAAUCAUUACUACAGAUUUCAGAUGACUAAUUUACAGCAUGCACAGUGUGGUCUGGACCUAAGACACGUGACUGUGAUUGAGAUCGUGGGGACGUAUCCAUCUCAGAUCGGACGCAUCAGACACCGACUCAUUCCUCCAGGACUGGCCCUACAACUCAGAUUGCUGCUGCAGCUGUCCCAGAAUUCAUUUAACCUGUUGCUGUUGGAUAAGCAGGGAGUGGACAAGCAUCGUUACACUUAUCCAAUCACAUCAGCCGAAAUUUUCAGCCUUAUUGAUGUGUUUCCCUUACGCACUGAAGAAGCCAUCCUUCAGAAAGAAGCAGGACACAGCUGCUAGAGACACACACACACACCAACACACACACCAAUAUAUACACCAACACACUCCAACACACACCUCCAUACACCCCCAUCCUUCAUCUGUUCCUACUUGGAUUAAAGCUAACCAAACCAUAGAGAGAGAGAGAGACAGGAUUCAGCUGCUUCACACACACACACACACACACACACACACACACACACACACACACACACACACACACACACACACACACCAGAUUAUUUUGUAUUUGUCUUUUUUUUUUUUUUUUUUAGUCAUAUUUAAUCUGUCAGAAUGGAUCGACAAUCAAAUCUUAAUUGGUUUAUUUGGGUCUUUAUUAAAAAAAAAAAUCUCAAAUACUAUGUGUACUUUAUGUGAUGUUACUGAACCUUUAUAUGAAUUUUAUAUUAAUGGUUAUGGUAAACAAAUGUACAGCCAGAAUAUUUUGAAUUAAUUAUAUUGAAAGGCAACACAUUUUAUUAUGAAUAUGUUUUUUUUAAGUCAUCUAUAGUCAUGUGUAUAUGCACUAAUUUAUACUGCUAUAAACACACUGACCUGAUUUCUUUUAUGUCAGUGAAGUACAACCUAAUAAAAUGCACUUUCAACAUUAUAA
Molecule: messenger RNA, 2098 nt
Organism: Astyanax mexicanus (Mexican tetra)
Lineage: Eukaryota; Metazoa; Chordata; Actinopteri; Characiformes; Acestrorhamphidae
Gene: srpx
Product: sushi-repeat containing protein X-linked
Exons: 10
Coding region: 112-1503 (463 amino acids)
Source: RefSeq, a predicted model, not a curated record